AUGUCUAUAAACAAUGUUGAAUUGGUAGAAAACUAUACCAGGAUAUUGGGUAAUAGUCAGCAAGUUCCGUUUUCUUUGGGACCAAGUGAAGUAAUUAAAUUAUCCACUCCUACUUCUAGACAAUCCUUAUCCAUAUCACUGCGUGAUCCUGUUUCAAGGAGGAUCAAUAUAACUGCUAAUGACGGUUACAUAUACUUAACAAAUCUACGCUUGAUAUAUAUAACUGCUUUUCAAGGAGACAUCAAUACCUUUCUGAUAGAUAUGAAAGGGGCUCCAGAUUUGCAUUUCUCUCAUGCAUUGAAAUCCCCAUGGUUUGGGCCGAAUUAUUGGGAAUUUAUGUUUUUUAAUGCAAGCAGACCGAACGUUGUGACUGACGGAUUACCGAAGAAUGAAUGGUUUAAAGGAAAAAUUGCCUUCAAUGAUGGGGGAAUAUUUUCCUUUGUGGAGGUAAUGAAUCAGGUAUUGAACGAUGCCGCUAACAAUGCUGAAAUCGAUGAAGAAUUGCCCAGAUAUACACCUACAUGA
Messenger RNA from Debaryomyces fabryi, 525 nucleotides. RefSeq lists its product as uncharacterized. NCBI's taxonomy places the organism in Eukaryota, Fungi, Ascomycota, Pichiomycetes, Serinales, Debaryomycetaceae. Gene Ontology annotation, biological process: positive regulation of DNA-templated transcription. Gene Ontology annotation, molecular function: transcription coactivator activity; chromatin DNA binding. The record is from RefSeq and is a predicted model, not a curated record. The transcript has a single exon. Bases 1 to 525 code for a protein of 174 amino acids. Gene Ontology annotation, cellular component: nucleus.